UAGUGAGAGAAGUAUAUAUUGUUUCACUUUAAUUUAUUACAUCAAUGUAUACUAAUUUAGGAAGUUUCUCGAAAAGAAACAAACUUUCGCGUUAAUAAGGUACAUAUAAUCUGUCGUAAACUUUGCGUUAACUUCCAAUAUUCCAAGUGAUAACGAGGAGUUCGUAGUUUGUUACUUUCAAAUACAAAUCGGAUUAUCAACACGCGAGAACACAGCGAAAUGCUUGUAAAUAUCUUAUUAGUGUCCCCCAAACAAGAACCUAAUCGACCUCUAUAUUGGCAAACAAGAACCUAAUCAACAUCUAUAUUGGCAUAUACAUAAUAUUCUUAAAUCGGCGCGCACGAUGUGCUUCACUCAUUGUUUCUGAAUCGAUACUAUAAAUAAAGCAUUCCGAGAAGCGUCACAGUUUAAAGACAUUCUGUUCAGAAAAUAAUGACGCAAAACAGACCAGAAAUACUUGAAUCACCCGUUUUAAAUUAUAACUACUAUUUUAAUCCAAACAUCUGUCACGUUUGUAAGGAGGAUUGCGUGUAUCAAGAAUGUCCUGCAUGCCGCAAGAUCUAUUACUGCAGCGAGGAACACAUGAUGCUGCAUCUGCCACAACAUCGGGAGAUCUGUGAGGCUAUAGUCAAAGUAAGUAAGAGCAGAGACAUGCUCAACUUCCGUGGUACGACGAAGCAAUGGAACAAUUUUAAGAAAGAGAAUAUGGAAGCUGUCAAGCAGGAGCUACGCCGCGACUUAGCUCCGUACGAACAACAAAUGUUCUUGUUCGCAAAGUCGUGUCGCAUUUGCCAUCUGCAAGAUAACCUGCAAGUCAUUUGUCGUCACUGCUUAUACGGCAACAUGUGCAGUGAUCACAUUUUGCUUUUUCAAAAGGACCAUAACUGUGCAAAUAGACGACAAUGUUUUAUGUUAGAUAUCUCUCAAGCUAAACAGGACCCUAACAAAAGAGUGUUAGGGAAAAUAGAUUCGUAUAUAGACCCAGACACUAUUUAUGAUACAGAAUCAUUUCUACAACUGUGGAUGCGAGAGGCAGAAGUUUUGCAGUUUUUUCAUCUUGAAUUUACUGAUUACUUUUCUAGACCGUUGACAUUGUUUUACGGAUUGCGAGACGCUAAUUUGUUACGCAAUAUGCCAUUGAGGACUACCCUCGUCAUUCAUAUUAUAGACGGAAGCUUUAACGAUAUAAAUAGUUUAUUAGCUUGGGAAUUCCUUUUACAUCAAUGUGGUCCAGCUGCAAAGAUACUAAUUAUAAUGAUAGGUCCAGAUUUGCAAGAGAAAUGCCAUGACAUUGAAUUAUGUGAUAUUUGCUUGAGCCAAGAAAGGACACUUCAAUAUAAGUAUUAUCGUAAUUUCUAUCACGAUUACGUAGUUAGUAGGGACUUACAACCGCCACAUGUGAUUAUAGGAUUCAACGCAGAAUUUAGUGAUGCGGAGAUAAUGACGUCCACUAUACAAGCAGUGCGGCGUCAAAACUGCAUCUUUCUUCUAACGACUAAAUCGGAAUAUAAAGCGAAAGAGUAUAUAAAUAAGAUACAGAAAAUAUUGGACAGGUCCGCCUUAAUACCUGUUAUUAGUACAAAAAAUAAUUUCGUAUCUUGGAGACAAUAUAGAAACCAUGAGAAUAAUUAUGUUUUUUGUCCUAAUCACUAUUUAAUUAUAUAUGUGGACUUAAUGUUUAUAAGAGAACCAAUCCAAGUCAGCAGCAAGUAAAUAUGAUUAUGUCAUCACUCUGGUGACUGUACAAAUGAUAUGUGUUUGAAAUUUUUAAUUAAUGAUUACAAUUUUUCUUUACGAGAUUUGUUGAGUUUUAAAUAUGUUAUUAAAAGAGAAAGUGUAACGUAUUUGAAAGUGUAACGAACGACGAAUUCCUAUUAAAAGAAAAUUAUAUUGAGAACUUUUUAGUAAUUUCUAAAUUAGCUAUUGCUGUUCUCUGAAAAUACUAUGAAAACUUCUAAAAAAAAGUACUGAUUAUAUUUUUAAUAAGUAUUAUGAAUCUGAUAUUUCUUUAACAUUUAAUGUAGAGUAAUGUUCAAUAUUAUCUCCAGAGAUUGAUGUCUCGUGGGUUUGUUAAUAUUUGGAAACAAAUCGAUGAGCAUGUGACAUCACCCAAAAGUCAAACCGAGAAUUAUGAAAAUUGAAAAUAUUUUCAGAGGUACAGGAUUAUAUAAGAAUUAUAUGUAUAGGAGUGAUGAUAUAUUUCUUUGUAAUAAACAUUUAGUUAUCUAUGAUAUGAUGUUAUAAUAAUAUAAACUAAUAAUAAAAAUUUUUAAAGCGAUAAAAUUAUAAUAGCAGCUCCCGCAUAUGAUUGUUUUGUCAUUUUAACAAUAUCAUUAUAAAUAGUAAAUGGAUUUUUUUAUGUAAAUAUUCCAAAUAUAUUCAAUAAAACAUAUUUUGAAAAGGCGUUUUUUUAAAUCAUAGUUACUAUUACUACCUGAGGUACUAUCAUAUAUUUUUGGCUUACUAAGAAAGAAUUAAGCUUAUAGAAUAAUUUAAUAGAAGAGACUCACAAUUUAUUAUGCAUUUUUUCGCGGAUCUAGAAGGAAGAUGAUGACGAAAUCGAAAUCCUUGAAGAACGCAAAUGUAUAAAGUGUAUGACAAUCUUCGAUUGCAAAGAUUUUUCUUGCCGAACAUUGAUUUUCUUCACUGCCCUACAAGUUCGAUAGUACUUGCUUAAUGUAUAACCUAAAUUUCGGGCAAGCUACGCUGCAAUUAAGCGAAAAGAUUGGUUCAUGUAGGACGAAAUUCCUUUAACUUUAAAUACAUUUUCCUUUAAUUUUAAGACUGUGUUUAGAAUAUGUUCUUUUUAGUUUUACAUGAAUCUUCUUGAGAUUAUAUAUAAGAGCAAAAAUCUCUGCAGGA
Messenger RNA from Odontomachus brunneus, 2862 nucleotides. RefSeq lists its product as uncharacterized. Gene Ontology annotation, cellular component: extrinsic component of mitochondrial inner membrane. Lineage: Eukaryota; Metazoa; Arthropoda; Insecta; Hymenoptera; Formicidae. The transcript has a single exon. Bases 433 to 1713 code for a protein of 426 amino acids. The record is from RefSeq and is a predicted model, not a curated record.